AUCCGUACAUCUUCCAAAUUGCCAAAUCGCAACAGCGACAAGGCGAGGCCCAGAAGAAGAGAAGAACUGCCCAGUCAGGUCUUAUCCCACUUCCACUCGUCCCCUCACCGGGCAUGUGAUUUUCCUUCCCCUAGCCCGCGACCCGCGACCCGCGCUGGAGAAGUAGCUUAGGUAGCUAGCAGCAGUCAUGCCUAUACAGGUCUAUUCGUUCUACAUCUUCGAUCGCCACACCGAGUGCGUAUACUCGAAGCUCUGGGUUCCUCGGCCACCACCACAAAGCAUAGCGAGUCCGCCUUCAUCCCGUCCCCAAUCACAACCGCCGCCGCCAUCCAUCUCCUCCGCGACGACCGCAGUACCACCAUCCAUAACGGCUCCAUCGACGGCAACAGCAGCAACCUCCACCUCGCCCGGAUCCGCCACUACCGCCACUAACAACAACGCCGCCGCCGCCGCUGCAGCCGCCGCAGUCUCGCGGAAGAAGAAGGAGGAUGACGCGAAGCUGAUCUUCGGCACGGUGUUCAGCCUGCGCAACAUGGUGCGCAAGCUGGGCGGCGACGACGACGCCUUCAUCUCCUACCGCACCGCCCACUACAAGCUGCACUACUACGAGACGCCCACCAACCUGCGCUUCGCCAUGCUCACCGAGCCCGGCGCCCUCAGCAUGCGCAACGUCCUGCACCAGAUCUACAUCAACCUCUGGGUUGAGUACGUCGUCAAGAACCCCCUUGCGCCGGCCGAGCAUAAAGGCGGCGAAGGCGUGCGAAACGAGAUGUUUGAGAUGGGUUUGGACAAGUUCAUCAGAGGGCUGAUGUGACGACAUCGCUACAAUAAAAUUUAGACGGCGGGGUUAUAAUACCGACCCCAAGUUUUCGAGAGAACAAACUGCUACAAAUUCAAUUUUAACCCUCGGGGUCAUCCAUUUAUAGACCCACUAAGGAUCGAAUAAUUGAUCUAUUCCGGGAAGAUGGGUUAUAAAAGAUGGGAGAGGGGGGAAAAGAUAUAUAGACGGCAGCGGGACGACACAGAUAUAUCACCAUCCUCGAGGCAUGUACCCCAAAGAUUUACAUCCGGUAUAGAUGCCCAAACUAGGGCUUUGGAGCUUA
Messenger RNA from Daldinia caldariorum, 1103 nucleotides. RefSeq names its product snare-like protein. Lineage: Eukaryota; Fungi; Ascomycota; Sordariomycetes; Xylariales; Hypoxylaceae. The transcript is spliced from 3 exons. The record is from RefSeq and is a predicted model, not a curated record. Gene Ontology annotation, cellular component: TRAPP complex. The coding region runs from base 188 to 814 and encodes 208 amino acids. Gene Ontology annotation, biological process: endoplasmic reticulum to Golgi vesicle-mediated transport.